AUGGCGGGAGAGGUGCUGGGGAGGACGGCAGCGCUCGCCCUGGAAGAGCUGUAUGUCUCUGAGCGAGAGGGCAACGACUCCACUGGUGAUGGCACCCAGAAGAAGCCUUUCAAGACUGUUUUGAAGGCUCUGAUGACAGCAGGAAAGGAGCCAUUCCCUACCAUUUAUGUGGACUCUCAGAAAGAAAAUGAGAGAUGGGCCAUCAUCUCCAAGUCGCAGAUGAAGAAUGUCAAGAAGCUGUGGCACAGGGAGCAGCUGAAGAAUGAUGCCAAGGAGAAGAGGGAGGCAGAAGAUCUCCUGAGGAGAGAGAAGAACCUGGAGGAAGCCAAGAAGGUUGUUAUCAAGAAUGACCCCAGCCUCCCGGAGCCCACAUGUGUGAAGAUUGAUGCUUUGGAGGCUUACAGAGGCCAGAGGGUGAAGGUCUUUGGCUGGGUUCACAGGUUAAGGAGGCAAGGCAAAAACCUGAUGUUCAUUGUUCUGAGGGAUGGCACAGGCUUCCUGCAGUGUGUUCUGUCAGAUGAGCUGUGCCAGUGUUACAAUGGGCUGGUCCUCUCCACAGAGAGCACUGUAGCUGUCUAUGGCACUCUCAACCUUCUUCCUGAGGGCAAGCAGGCGCCAGGGGGCCACGAGCUGUGCUGUGACUUCUGGGAGCUGGUUGGGCUGGCCCCAGCAGGAGGUGCUGACAACCUGCUGAACGAGGACUCGGAGGUGGAUGUGCAGCUCAACAACAGGCACAUGAUGAUCCGUGGGGAGAACAUGGCCAAGGUCUUCAAGGUGCGCUCCGGGGUGGUGCAGGCCUUCAGGGACCACUUCUUUGCCAACGGCUACUACGAGGUCACUCCCCCAACACUGGUGCAGACUCAGGUGGAAGGAGGCUCCACCCUGUUCAAGUUGGAUUACUUUGGGGAGGAGGCUUACCUGACCCAGUCCUCCCAGCUCUACCUGGAGACCUGCAUCCCGGCGCUGGGUGACGUCUUCUGCGUGGCGCAGUCCUACAGGGCCGAGCAGUCCAGGACCCGCAGGCACCUGGCAGAGUACACUCACAUCGAGGCUGAGUGCCCUUUUAUCAGCUUUGAGGAUCUGCUGUCCCGUUUGGAGAACCUGGUCUGUGACGUGGUGGACAGAGUCCUGCAGUCCCCUGUAGCCAGCCUGCUGUAUGACCUCAACCCGGGCUUCCAGCCACCCCGGCGCCCCUUUCGCCGCAUGGACUACAGCGAGGCCAUUGAGUGGCUGCGGCAGCACGACGUCAGGAAGGAGGAUGGCAGCCACUACGAGUUCGGGGAGGACAUCCCCGAGGCCCCCGAGAGGCUGAUGACAGACACCAUCCAGGAGCCCAUCCUGCUCUGCCGCUUCCCCGCCCAGAUCAAGGCCUUCUACAUGCAGCGCUGCCGCGAGGACCCCCGCCUCACCGAGUCGGUGGAUGUGCUGAUGCCCAGCGUUGGGGAGAUCGUGGGAGGCUCCAUGCGCAUCUGGGACAGUGAAGAGCUCCUGGAGGGCUACAAGAGGGAGGGCAUUGACCCUGCCCCCUACUACUGGUACACAGACCAGAGGAAGUAUGGCACAUGCCCCCACGGCGGCUACGGGCUGGGCCUGGAGCGCUUCCUGACCUGGCUCCUGAACAGGCACCACAUCAGGGACGUCUGCCUCUACCCACGCUUCCUGCAGCGCUGCCGGCCCUAG
This is a messenger RNA of Indicator indicator, 1680 nucleotides long. RefSeq names its product asparaginyl-tRNA synthetase 1 (gene NARS1). Gene Ontology annotation, biological process: asparaginyl-tRNA aminoacylation. The transcript has 15 exons. Lineage: Eukaryota; Metazoa; Chordata; Aves; Piciformes; Indicatoridae. The record is from RefSeq and is a predicted model, not a curated record. Gene Ontology annotation, cellular component: cytoplasm. The coding region runs from base 1 to 1680 and encodes 559 amino acids. Gene Ontology annotation, molecular function: ATP binding; asparagine-tRNA ligase activity; nucleic acid binding.